Notechis scutatus (mainland tiger snake) is the source of this 483-nucleotide messenger RNA. Its product is annotated as avidin-like. Gene Ontology annotation, molecular function: biotin binding. NCBI's taxonomy places the organism in Eukaryota, Metazoa, Chordata, Lepidosauria, Squamata, Elapidae. The record is from RefSeq and is a predicted model, not a curated record.
AACUCGGAGCGCUUCCCGCGGAAGUGCGCCCUGGCCGGCAAUUGGGUGAGUAACCAGGGCUCCAAGAUGGUUAUCUCCGACAGCGAUAAUUCCGGGGUGUUCAGCGGCUCCUACCUGACGGCCAUGGCUGCCACCGACAACACCAUCCGGCCAUCCCCUCUGCAGGGCGUCCAGCACCAGGUGGACCAGCGAGCCCAGCCCACCUUCGGCUUCACCGUCAACUGGAGCUUCUCUGAGUCCAUCGCCGUCUUUGUGGGCCAGUGUUUCCAGGAUGGGGACGGAGAGGAGCAGCUGAAGACCACCUGGCUGCUGCGUGAGGAGGUGGAGUCCGUGGCAGAGGAUUGGGGGGCAACCCGGGUUGGCACGGACACUUUCUACCGCACCAAGUGAGAGGGUGAAGAGAGCAAGGCUUCCACGGUUCCUGCCUUGGGGGGGGAGCCUUCCUUCCUCCCCAUCAGCCGCUCUUCCCCAAUAAACUCUUUU